UGGAGCAUUCGAGAGCUGGAACCGAGAGACCACUGUUUUCCUAGAUUCGGGGACUGACAUGAGCCGAUUCCAGAAACCGUGGAACAGUGGAAAAAUUUGAACCUGUAAGACAAUGCUCCAACCAGGGAUGUCUCUGGUUUCCCGGACUUCGGCCAACUGUUUUCCCGUCCCUUUGCUAUCCCCGCCAUUUCGUCAUGUUGACAAUAUUGAAUUGGAAAAUGACAGCAUUGUAAACGAAUUUUUAAAUUUUUGGCGUAAUUCAAGUUGUCAACGUAUUGGAUUUUUAAUUGGAAAAUAUGAACAAUUUAGUGAAGUUCCAUUGGGGAUUAAAGCUGUUGUUUGUGCUAUUUAUGAACCUCUACAAAAUUCAAAUGAAAAUUCUGUUGGAUUUGAAAUUAAUGAAAAUGGGGAAGAAAAUGGUGUGGAGGAAAAGAAGAAUUUAAAUGUUAAAGUUGAUCAACUUUGUUCUUGGUUGGGAAUGAAACGUGUUGGUUGGAUUUUUACUGAUCUUUGUAGUGAAUCGAGGACGUUGGGGACUGUUAAAUGUAUUAGAAAUGAGGAUUCAUUUUUACUUUCUGCUUCUGAAUGUAUAACUGCUGGCAAUUUACAAUCACAUUUUAAAAAUGCUACAAAUUAUUGUGAUACUGGCUAUUUUGGUUCUAAAUUUGUUACUGUUGUUGCAUCAGAUAAUUCUGUAAGGAGAAAAUUUUUUUCAUAA
Messenger RNA from Meloidogyne enterolobii, 718 nucleotides. Lineage: Eukaryota; Metazoa; Nematoda; Chromadorea; Rhabditida; Meloidogynidae. The record is from the annotation of a GenBank genome assembly.